This is a messenger RNA of Pungitius pungitius (ninespine stickleback), 1524 nucleotides long. RefSeq lists its product as uncharacterized. The record is from RefSeq and is a predicted model, not a curated record. Lineage: Eukaryota; Metazoa; Chordata; Actinopteri; Perciformes; Gasterosteidae. Bases 1 to 1524 code for a protein of 507 amino acids. The transcript has 13 exons.
AUGACCUCGCCAGGAGUCAACAUGAGCUUAAUGUCUACCAAGUCAUCAUCAGUAAAUGGAACAUCACCAAAACCAGUAAUCACAACUCGUUCUCUACCGACAGCCACAGCUGCUCCUGCACCAGACUCAACAAUACAGCUGGGAUUUAGCUUGAAUCAAAAUUUUGAACCAGAAUUUGCUGAUAAAAAUUCUCAAAAGUUCAAAGAUUUAGCAAACAAAAUAACAGCUGUACUUGAUAACAUCUAUAAAAACAAAUUUGGGAGAAGAUUCCUUCGAUCUUUGAUACGCUCUUUCAGACAAGGUUCCGUGGUGGUAGAUUCUGAGCUGAUUUUUGCCAAUGCCAGCUCAGUGCCAGUUGCUAAUUUGGCGCAAACCACUCUAGUGGAGGCAGCGUCCAACAGUUCCAACUUCUCCCUACCAGUGAAUGUUUCAACCAUUGUUGCAGCGGCCCAAACUGCUGCCCCUAAUGCCACAGUGACCUCACCAGCAGUCAACAUGACCACACUAAGAGUCAACAUGACCUCGUCAAGAGUCAACAUGACCUCGCCAAGUGUCAACAUGACCUCACCAAGAGUGAACGUGACCUCGCCAGGACUUGAUAACAUCUAUAAAAACAAAUUUGGGAGAAGAUUCCUUCGAUCUUUGAUACGCUCUUUCAGACAAGGUUCCGUGGUGGUAGAUUCUGAGCUGAUUUUUGCCAAUGCCAGCUCAGUGCCAGUUGCUAAUUUGGCGCAAACCACUCUAGUGGAGGCAGCGUCCAACAGUUCCAACUUCUCCCUACCAGUGAAUGUUUCAACCAUUGUUGCAGUCAACAUGACCUCACCAAGAGUCAACGUGACCUCGCCAGGAGUCAAUGUUACCUCGCCAAGAGUAAACAUGACCUCGCCAAGAGUCAACAUGACCUCACCACAAGUCAACAUGACCUCGCCAAGAGUCAACAUGACCUCACCAGGAGUCAACAUGAGCUUAAUGUCUACCAAGUCAUCAUCAGUAAAUGGAACAUCACCAAAACCAGUAAUCACAACUGGUUCUCUACCGACAGCCACAGCUGCUCCUGCACCAGACUCAACAAUACAGCUGGGAUUUAGCUUGAAUCAAAAUUUUGAACCAGAAUUUGCUGAUAAAAAUUCUCAAAAGUUCAAAGAUUUAGCAAACAAAAUAACAGCUGUACUUGAUAACAUCUAUAAAAACAAAUUUGGGAGAAGAUUCCUUCGAUCUUUGAUACGCUCUUUCAGACAAGGUUCCGUGGUGGUAGAUUCUGAGCUGAUUUUUGCCAAUGCCAGCUCAGUGCCAGUUGCUAAUUUGGCGCAAACCACUCUAGUGGAGGCAGCGUCCAACAGUUCCAACUUCUCCCUACCAGUGAAUGUUUCAACCAUUGUUGCAGCGGCCCAAACUGCUGCCCCUAAUGCCACAGUGACCUCACCAGCAGUCAACAUGACCACACUAAGAGUCAACAUGACCUCGUCAAGAGUCAACAUGACCUCGCCAAGUGUCAACAUGACCUCACCAAGAGAGUCAACAUGA